Messenger RNA from Juglans microcarpa x Juglans regia, 448 nucleotides. RefSeq names its product gibberellin-regulated protein 12-like. The transcript has 2 exons. The record is from RefSeq and is a predicted model, not a curated record. Bases 1 to 342 code for a protein of 113 amino acids. NCBI's taxonomy places the organism in Eukaryota, Viridiplantae, Streptophyta, Magnoliopsida, Fagales, Juglandaceae.
AUGACGACGCCGAAUGACUGGUUGUUCGAGGACUGGAGAAAUAGGGAGCUGAGUCCAAGCGGUCGUGCAUAUAGUGACACCGCAGCUUCAAUACGUCAUCCUGACAUGACCGUCGAAUCAGCCCGAGCUAUGGCUGGAAUUAGGGAUGACAUUGCCAUUCCGUGUCCGAGGGCCUGCAACUACCGAUGCUCAAAAACACAUCACAGGAAGCCAUGUUUAUUCUUCUGCAACAAAUGUUGUCAGAAAUGUCUCUGUGUUCCCUCGGGAACAUAUGGGAACAAGGAAGAAUGUCCAUGCUACAACAACUGGAAAACUAAGGAAGGUCGGCCCAAGUGCCCAUGACAUGAAUUUGCCAAUCCAUUAAUAAAUCGGAUGCAUUUAGUGUAAAUCGUAGGAUGUUUUAGUCAUUUCACAUUAUGUUAUUAACUGAAAUGAUCAAAAUAGCUCA